Molecule: messenger RNA, 2284 nt
Organism: Lactuca sativa (garden lettuce)
Lineage: Eukaryota; Viridiplantae; Streptophyta; Magnoliopsida; Asterales; Asteraceae
Product: rab GTPase-activating protein 22
Biological process (GO): activation of GTPase activity
Molecular function (GO): GTPase activator activity
Source: RefSeq, a predicted model, not a curated record
CUGCUAAAAGGAAAAGCUUUGAUAACUGCCCUUCGAUAGGACACACAAAGAUGGCUGAUGGGAGUGUGUGUGUGAGAGAGAGAGAGAGAGAAAAUAGAGAUGCAAUCGUCGUCGUCAUCAUCAUCGUCGUUUAUCAUCAAACAUAAUUAGAUUCGAGUAUUGUGCAGUGGAUACAACAGAAACAACACUCCGAGGCAAAAAUCAAAGCACUUAGGCAUUGUAAGGGGGCCCGGGGUGGUGUCAAAGAGGUUAUGGUGUGGAGGAAUUUGGGGAAAACAACGACGAGGAGGAGGAACAAGGUUAAUAAUCUGAUUUCAUUCCUGUUGGUGUUGCUUUUCUCAUUGAUGUUCGACGUCUUCUCCGGUGGUGAUGGUCGUCGGACAGGUUACGGUUUUGUUGAAGGCGCCGUUGGAAAAAGCGAUGGAGGUUCUGGUGCGAUUUUCUGGAUUACCGGUGGCGGUGUUGGUGCUAGUGGUGCCUCUGGCUCCCAAUCUAAUGUCGGAAUAGCUAUCGCCAUGACGGUCAUGGCUGGCCUCGCCGUGGCCGCCACCCUCGUUUACUCUAAUAGGGGUCACCUUCAAUCCCCAUGGUCAAAAAGGAGAAGAAAACAUGCUCUUCAGCCAAAACAAUGGAAAGCUUUAUUUGAUGAAGAUGGAAGACUAUGUGAUGGCGGGGUGAAGUUCUUGAAGAAAGUUAGAAGUGGAGGUAUUCAUCCUAGCUUAAGAGCAGAAGUUUGGCCCUUCCUUCUUGGAGUUUAUGAUCUUAAAAGUUCAAAAGAAGAACGAGAUGCUGUUAAAACUAAGAACAAGAAAGAAUACGAAAAUCUUAGAAAACAGUGCCAACAAACUUACAUACGAAGAGAUAACAGCACUAACGACAUAAGUGACAGCAACCAUGAUAGUGAUGAUGUCAGCAACAACAACGAUAGUGGUGAAGUUGUGGACACAGAUUCCCACCAAGUAAAAGAAGAAAUCAGUGACACCACCACCACCACCACCACCAACAACAACAACAAUAACGACAACAAAGAUGGUGAUGAUGUAAGCGAAGUGACUACCAAAACUGACACAUGUUCAUCUGAUUCUGACUCAUCUGAAGAAACCGACAACAUGGAACCCUCUCCUGCCACACCACAAAAACCCAAAACCACAGAAGAAGUUAAAAGCAAAACCUCACUUCCAUACAGAUCGGAAAGUUUCGCCACGUGGCAAAGAAUCAUCCGGCUGGAUGCCAUCCGGGCGAACGAUGAAUGGAUCGUGUACUCUCCAUCACAGGCAUCGGUGUCCGUAACAAAAGCACAAGAAUUAGCAAAAAGUGUAGUCCUAAAAGACUACACUCAUCUCGAAACAUGCAGAGUCUUCCAUGCUGCACGUUUAGUUUCAAUUCUGGAAGCAUACGCUUUAUACGACUCAGAAAUCGGCUACUGUCAAGGAAUGAGCGACCUUCUUUCUCCGAUCAUCUCAGUGGUGGAGGACGACAGUGAGGCGUUCUGGUGCUUUGUUGGGUUCAUGAAAAAAGCGCGCCAUAACUUCCGGUUAGACGAGGUGGGGAUCCGGCGGCAGUUGAAUAUUGUUUCCAAGAUUAUUAAAGGGAAGGAUUCGCAUCUGUACAGACACCUGGAGGAGCUGCAGGCAGAGGAUUGUUUCUUUGUGUAUAGGAUGGUGGUGGUUUUGUUCAGACGGGAGUUGAAUUUUGAACAGACGUUGUGUCUGUGGGAGGUGAUGUGGGCGGAUCAGACGGCGAUCCGGGCGGGGAUAACGAAAUCCGGGUGGGGGAGGAUGAGGCUGCGGGCCCCACCCACGGAUGAUUUGUUGCUGUAUGCGAUUGCGGCUUGUGUGUUGCAGAAGAGGAAGAUGAUAAUAGAGAAGUAUAGCAGUAUGGAUGAUAUAUUGAGGGAGUGUAAUAGCAUGGCUGGACAUUUGGAUGUUUGGAAGCUUCUGGAUGAUGCACAUGAUUUGGUGGUAACCCUUCAUGACAAGAUUUAGAGCAACUUGCUUCUUCUUUUUAUUUACAAAAAAAAAAUGUCUCUUGUCUGUCUGUCUGUAUCUGGUUUUGAAUAAGUUACGGAUAUUCCUCAACUUUUGUGCCCGCACUCUCAUCCCAACCGAGUGAUGGUGGCUUUUUUCUAAAAACUAAUUCUCAAAAAUGUUUGUUGUUCUCAGAGAAUGAUUAGUAUUUGUCAAAAAAAUUCUGAGAUAUUUUAUUCAGAACUAUGGUCAUGGAGAAGUUAUUGUAUUGUUGUCCUUGUUUCUGCAUUUGGAAAACUAUAUGCUUUUUCGUUUUA